Paramecium tetraurelia is the source of this 378-nucleotide messenger RNA. RefSeq lists its product as uncharacterized. Lineage: Eukaryota; Ciliophora; Oligohymenophorea; Peniculida; Parameciidae. The transcript has a single exon. The record is from RefSeq and is a predicted model, not a curated record.
AUGAUAAGGAUAUAUAGAAAAGUGAAAGGUGUUGAUAAUUAAAAAUUAUUUAAGAACAAGACAUAAUAUUCUCAUUGCUAUCAUGAAACUUAAUAUAAAAGUUUAAAACCUAUUCUUGAUGUUGGAUUGUAACCAUCUGGAGCAUAAACAAAAUAUGGAAAAAUAAAAACGCCUAAUGGUCAUAUUCAAUUAGGGACAACAGUUGAUGGAAUUGAAAAUUGGACAGGAGCUAUUUUCACAAGUCCCAGUCCUUUUUAUGCUGCUGUUGUCUUGUAGAAGCACUAAUAAAAAUAGGUGGAUUUAGAGAAUACAAAUCGACAAUUUUAACAAGGGGUUUUAAAAUUCCUAAUGAACCUUAAAUGUGGAGUAUAGAAUUGA